GAUUUACCGGCAUGGAAAAGACAGAAGUUCGCAUUGCUGGAAAAAUUUGGAGAGGAAGGAUGGAACCCAAGGAAGAAGCUUUCGCCAGAAACGAUGGAGGGUAUUCGCGCUCUUCAUGUCCAGCACCCGGAACUGUUUGCCAUAAAUCGACUUGCUGAGUUAUUCAAGAUCUCACCCGAGGCAAUCAGAAGAAUCUUGAGAAGCAAAUGGAGACCGGCAACAGAGGAGGAACAGAAGGAGCGUGAGGCCAGAUGGCAAGCCAGAGGAAAACGUAUCCUUGAAAAGUGGCGCGAGGACGGGAUUAUCGUCACUAAAAAG
Molecule: messenger RNA, 318 nt
Organism: Saitoella complicata NRRL Y-17804
Lineage: Eukaryota; Fungi; Ascomycota; Saitoellomycetes; Saitoellales; Saitoellaceae
Exons: 1
Cellular component (GO): nucleus
Source: RefSeq, a predicted model, not a curated record